CCAAUGGAGUUGUUACAAAAUAGUACAACCCAAUCCGUUGAGUUUGGGCCCAUUCUGGCAUUGACUGGAACCAGUAGUGCCUUGUCUGUGCUAGGGUCAGUGGGUAUCUUUGUAAGUUUUUACAAAGAUCCAGAAAAGUGUUUCACUUUUCGUCUUCUUUUUUACCUUUCAUGCGCAGAUGCUGUUAAUGCUUUUGGUAACUUUAUUGGCGUGAUCAGAAACCUUGCUAUCACUGAGCAUUAUUCUCCUUGCGAUUCGGACGACGUUUGCAUUGGUCAAAGCUUUUUGACAACUUCCGCUAGUCUGGCCUCGUUUUGGUGGACUUUCCUUGCGGCAUUAAACCACUUUCUGUAUAAACGAAGUAGUGGGAGUUUUCAUUUGGAGACUCGACGAAAUCAGGUUAUUUCUCACUUUGCAGGAUGGGGAUUUCCACUUCUGAUAGCCACAAUUGCCCUCUCCCUCGGCGUAUUAGGAGAGGAUUAUUCUGCCAGUAGUGGCCCGUGGUGUUGGAUUAAAGAUUGUGACACCAUUCCACUGAGUCCCAUAUUUUGGAUGUUUCUCGCAGGAAAAUUUUGGGAGAUUUUAGCGUAUAUAGGCACGUUUGCCAUUUAUAUGCUUCUGAAAGCCGAACGAUGGAAUAGUUUAAGAAUGAACAAUAGACUUCUACCAUUAUCAAGUGGUCGACAGUCAUAUGAAGCUAUUCCGCCACCAGGAUGUUCUAGAAAUGAAGACUCUUCCAUCGACGACAGAUUUGGCUUACUGUGGAUAUUCUUAUAUCUGUACGUCACGCGCGUCUGGGGAACAAUUCGGUUCUUUAUUUUUGUUGGUCAUAAUGGUUCUCCGUAUUUGCCAACUGUCAACAAGGUUGAUAAGGUCUUGUUGUAUUUUCAGAGCGUGGGAGAUAGUGCUCAAGGCUUUGUUAACUUUGCAGGGCUUAUUUUGUUACCGUAUAUUUUAAGAAAGUCCAAUUAACCGUUUCCCGCUUUUUCCAAAAGUAAU
This is a messenger RNA of Magallana angulata, 999 nucleotides long. RefSeq names its product G-protein coupled receptor 157-like. Gene Ontology annotation, cellular component: plasma membrane. Bases 4 to 972 code for a protein of 322 amino acids. The transcript is spliced from 3 exons. The record is from RefSeq and is a predicted model, not a curated record. Gene Ontology annotation, molecular function: G protein-coupled receptor activity. Lineage: Eukaryota; Metazoa; Mollusca; Bivalvia; Ostreida; Ostreidae. Gene Ontology annotation, biological process: cell surface receptor signaling pathway; adenylate cyclase-activating G protein-coupled receptor signaling pathway.